Molecule: messenger RNA, 2019 nt
Organism: Danio aesculapii
Lineage: Eukaryota; Metazoa; Chordata; Actinopteri; Cypriniformes; Danionidae
Gene: dnase1l4.2
Product: deoxyribonuclease 1 like 4, tandem duplicate 2
Exons: 9
Coding region: 413-1261 (282 amino acids)
Biological process (GO): DNA catabolic process
Cellular component (GO): nucleus
Molecular function (GO): DNA nuclease activity
Source: RefSeq, a predicted model, not a curated record
UUGCAUGUAGGGAAAUUGUUUUUGAGGUUAGAAUUGGUGACAUGUGACACCAUGCUGAAACCACCCGAAUGCUUUCGACAAGUGCGUCUGCACGACAUUAUCAUCUAGACCUCCUGAAGGGUGGAGUUUUACGAAUGCGAACGGAGUUCUUUAUUUUCAACAGUUAAGUCAUUUGAUCUUAAAGCGCAUGGGUUUCCUCUUGUCAGGCAGGUUGUAAAUUUCUUUUCUAAAAGGCGUCUACAAGUUUAACAAGACAUCUGUGCGACAGACCAUAUCAGAUGAAAGACAGGAAGUAGGCUUGGUCUUUUUUUCAAACGAGCGCGCAUUCAUUAUUCAGCUUAGUUUUGUAAGGGACAACACAGGAAAAACAAGUCUUGAUUUCAUUGUAAUCACAGCAGCUUCGGUCGACAACAUGAAGAUCGCAUCUUUUAACAUCCAACGUAUGGGUCCAAGCAAACUGUCGGACAAAAAAGUAGUCAAAACUCUCAUUAAGAUCUUCUCCCGGUAUAGUAUAGUCAUUGUCCUGGAGGUGGUGGAUAAACAGGGGAAAGCCAUCAACCAGUUCUUGAAUGAGCUCAACAAAACUGGAGCUAAUAAGAGCCGUCCUUUCAAGAUGGUGGGAAGCUCUAGACUGGGACGGACGCUUUAUAAGGAGCAGUUUGUCUGCUUCUACAGAGAAGCUGAUGCUAAACUGCUCAACACAUACCAAUAUGAAGACAACCAAGUGGGUGACGAGGACGCUUUCUCUCGGGAGCCGUUCAUUCUGCGUUUCCAAUGUAAAAACACAGCGCUGAAAGAUUUGGUGCUGAUCCCCGUCCACACAAAGCCCAAAGAUUCGCAGAAGGAACUGGAUGAACUGUAUGACGUCUUUGUGGAAAUCAGAGAUAAGUGGAAGACUGAUAACGUCAUGAUCCUUGGCGACUUCAACGCAGAUGGUGCUUACGUCUCCAAGAAGAAGAUGAAGGCCAUCAGAAUCCGCACCGAUACCGAUUUCCACUGGCUGAUCGGAGACGACGUUGACACCACCGUCAAAACAACCAACGACAACACCUACGACAGGAUUGUGGUGUAUAAAGAGGACAUGCUGGAAGCUGUCGUGCCAAGGUCCGCAAAACCGUUUAACUUCCAGGAGGCCUACAAACUUACAGAAGAAGAGGCUCUUGAUGUCAGUGACCAUUAUCCAGUAGAGGUCAGUCUAAAGAAGAAACCCGCAGCGAAGACCACCGGCCCAUCCAAGAAACCACAGAAACGCAAAGCGUGAAGGGAUCUAAAUGUGUGCUGAUGCUCAAGUUCAAGAGAUGCUACCUUUUUAAAAAGGCUCAUUUGAGUUCAAUAUCAUUCAUUUAUUUUAUAUAAUUUUUAAUAUACAUUUUAUAAACAUUUUAUAAACAUUGCUUGCAUAAAAUGAGAGUUCACCUUCAUAAUUGAAAAGAAAAAAUGCUAUCAUUUACUCUUUCACUUGUUCCAAUCCUGUUUGAGUUCAUUUCUGCUGUUGAAAACACUAAAAGAAGAUAUUUUGAAGAAUGCUGGAUACUGGUAACCACUGACUUCUGUGGUAUUUUUUGUUUCGGCUAUGAAGAAUGUUGUGUUUAAAAAAAAAACGCCAUUGAAUUUCAUAGUUGAAACACAAAAUACUGUGGAAGUUGGUGGUUAUGAGGUUCCAACAUUCUUCAAAAUAUCUUCUUUUGUGUUCAACAGUAGAAAAAAAGUCAUAAAAGUUUAAAACCGCUUGAGGGAGAGUAAAUGAUGAGGAUUUUUUCAUUUCUGACUGAACUAUUGCUUCAAUAUUCAUUUGCAAUUCCCAAUAAUAAACAUGAAAUAUCAAAACAAACGUGUCAGUUUUAAUCCCAUGUCAUAUUUUGCUUCCUAAAAGCUGUAUGAUUUCAUUGCUUUCAAUGCUUAAAGCCUGAAUAAUUGUUAUAGUAUGCAUAGCUGGAAAACACCAAUUACAAUGCUAGCAGACGAAUUUCAGAAAUAGCAUUUUAACAAAGGAACUACUCAUGUAUAAGUGAUGAACUG